This is a messenger RNA of Phytophthora nicotianae INRA-310, 1110 nucleotides long. RefSeq lists its product as hypothetical. The record is from RefSeq and is a predicted model, not a curated record. Bases 1 to 1110 code for a protein of 369 amino acids. Lineage: Eukaryota; Oomycota; Peronosporomycetes; Peronosporales; Peronosporaceae. The transcript has a single exon. Gene Ontology annotation, cellular component: membrane.
AUGAUGGUUGACAAGGGUAUUGUAAGCUGCCAUCCUGCAGCAAUUAGUAUCCGAUCAGCGAGAUGGUUGUCGCGUACGUCACAGUCCCUACCGAGCAGCUCAGUUUGGCCAUUCUUCAAUUUGCUGGGACCUUCGACUAUAUCAAUCAUGGGAAUUUGUUCAUACUUGGGAAAAUGCGCUACUCAGCUUAUCCUGAUUGCCAUUAACUGCGUGCUAGCACUCGGUGGCGCCUUGGUGCUGUAUGUGGGUAUCUACAUGCGCCACGCUGGCUGGGUGGACGUGAUUCAGGGCUACUGGUCAAAUAUCGACGACGCAGUGACCGCCCUCAUUGUGAUCGGGGCUGUGAUCAUCGGUCUCGCAGUGUUAGGGACCCUUGCAGCGCUCUGUCGAUGGAGAUUUGGACUCUGCACGUACGCGAUCGUGGUGCUGUUGUUCCUGAUUCUGUUCGCGAUUGUCGCUAUCGCUGUAUUCAUCCUUAUGGCCAAGGCCAACGACUGGAGCGACAAGAAAUACCCUGCUGAGGAGACUGAAGAGACCGUAAAGACCGACUUCGACCAGGUUUACUGCUACGCGCAAGGCGAAUAUAUUUGCAACGACGCGUCGGUGUCGGAAGCGCUGACCAUGUUCGCUCCCGAGCUCGAUACGGCAAUUGUGGCACUAUUCGAGAACACGACCGGCGGUGUGAAUACGCUGUGUGACGAAUACCUCAGCGACUAUAGCCAACUCGAGAGUCUCUGCGAUGGAUGUGACACAGCACGCGAGUUCGAGAACUACACGAAGGUGUUCGAUUGGGCAGACAGUCAAUGUCCUAGAACCAAUGAAACUCUCGUCUAUUGCGGGGAGUUCUUGGCGACGGGAUCACUGUCGAACAUUACUGUUGGCACUGCGCCAUAUGAUAAAUGCCGAUCCGAGUUCUUGGACCUCGUGGAAGACUACUCGCUGUAUAUGGGCAUCGGCAGCGUGCUCAUAUGUCUCGGAGCACUCAUGAUCAUCAUCUUCACCUUCUGUCUGCGUCGCCGAGACCAGCUUGGCCGUAACCAUACUGACCUGGAAGACGAUCCUGUUACCCCAUCGAUGGAAUACCCUCGAUACCAGUACACCAAGGCGUAG